GCCACUUUUAAUACAAUCUUGCAACGUCCUUUCCAGCUUAUUUGGUGAAAAUAACAAGGAAAGCAGCCGAGACCCAAAACUUUAUGAAAUAUAGGAGCCCGUUGUAUUCAGUGGCUUCUCGCGAAAUGGUUCUCUGUUUCCGGGAUACUCUCACGGAGUUCAAUUCAUGGGCGGGAAAAGGAAACAACGGGUGUGAUAUCUUUCACUUUCACAAUUGCCCCAAACUGGAACUGCUGCUGGGUCGAACAUUUUUCUUCCCCGCUGCCCAAUAUUAGCUGAGGGAUCAUGGCAGACAAAAAGUUGAAAGAAGUGCGCCCUGAGUUUAUAGAACGUAGUAACCCAGCUGUCAUCAGCCAACUCUUGGAUGAUCUGCUCCAUCGGGGAGUCUUGAGUGAUGAAGAGCUGGAAGAAGUAAAUGUGAAAAAUAAGAGGCAGGAGCAAGCAAGAACGUUGAUCGAUAACGUGAGGAGAAAGGGGCCUGAAGCUAGCUGCUUCUUUAUUGACUUCCUCCGGGCCCGAGAUCCUUACUUAGCUGAACAACUGGAUCUCCAAAAUGUUCCUGCUGUUGGCCAGCCAAUAGAAGGUAACAUCUCAAAGGAAAAAGUCCAGUUUCUGAAAUCUAAAAAUGGGAUCAGGCUUUGUCCUCAGAAUGAUUUUCAGCAAAUACAGACUACUGAAGGCACCGAGAUCUACCCUAUCAAUGAUCCUAAGACUCGUACUCGCCUGGCCUUGAUAAUCUGCAAUAUCAAAUUUGAGUACUCGAAUGAUAGAUUGGGAGCUGAGGUAGACUUGGAACAGUUGACGCUUCUCCUACAAGAUCUGGGAUACAAAGUGGAAACAGAGACCAAUUUAAGCUCAGAGGGUAUAACCACUUGCUUGAAGAAAUUUGCAGCUCGGGAAGAGCACAAGACCUCAGAUGGAAUGUUUGUGGUGCUGAUGUCUCAUGGGUAUCAGGACAGCCUUUGUGGAGUCCAUUCAAAAGACAAACAGUCUGACAUCUUCUCCAUCAAAACUGUCUUCUCCACCUUCAACAACAUAAAUUGCCCAGCUUUGAGGGGAAAGCCCAAGGUGGUCAUUAUUCAAGCUUGUCGUGGUGAGCAAAAUGGGUAUAUGAUAGAAAACACAGAAGACUCAGCUGCCUCUGCUGCUGCCUCUCUCCAGUCUGAUUCACACACCGUGCAAUUCCAAACUGAUGCUGUUCGGAGAGUACAUGUGGAGAGUGACUUCAUCUGCCUAUAUUCCACCACCCCUGAUCAUGUAUCCUGGAGACACCCUGAAACUGGAUCACUCUUCAUCAACCAGUUAAUAGAAAAUAUCAAGAAUCAUGCCUGGAAUUGCAAUUUGGAAGAGGUCUUCCGGAAGAUAUUACAGGUGCAGCAGCACUUUGCAAACAACCCAUGUCAGAUGCCCUCAAGGGACAGAAACACCUUGACCAAAAAGUUCUACCUCUUCCCGGGACAUUGAAGCUAGGUGAAGGAAAAACUACUGGGUCCAUAAGCAGACAAUUUUCAGAUAUAUGGAAGAAACAUGGAUUGACCACACUUUGUCCUUUCUCCACCUUAUUCCUUAUUGUAAAUUUCCAUCAACCCAUUUUUGGAAUUUUAUGUGUUUUGUGUCUCAAUCUUAUACAGUGUGAUUA
This is a messenger RNA of Pseudonaja textilis, 1639 nucleotides long. Lineage: Eukaryota; Metazoa; Chordata; Lepidosauria; Squamata; Elapidae. The record is from RefSeq and is a predicted model, not a curated record.